CCCACGUUUUCCUCUAGGCAGACGGGUGGGCAGUUCGUAGAGGAGUUGACGCGAGAGCUCGACCACCGCCACCAGCGCCAGGAGCUCGACAACAGGAACCACCGGGACCUGGACAGCAGGAACUACCGCCACGAUAUGGACAACAGGAAUUAUCGACAGGAUGUAGACAAACACCACCGCCAGACCACAGCCCCUCCCUUCCUUCUACAGAGCAUAGAAGAGAACAAGAAGAAGACGAGGAAUAUGUUCAAUCCUGUCUCCAACGGGCGGCAGAGUGACACCAAUCCAAACUUCAUUUAUUGAUGAAGUUAAAGGGAGUCCCAAAUGUGCAGUCGAGGAUGCAUUACAGAAUCACUUUGAUACCUAACAUUUUUGAGGUUCUUCUAAGGUCAUCUAACACCACCAUUUCCCGGUUUGGUCUUUUGGUUCAAUUUUAGGUAAAUGACUUUAUUUUUAAUAUCAUAUGAAUUGGAACAAAUAGGAUUAGACCACCGCUUGUUUUGGUUUAUUGGAUAAAUAAUAUUUUUAUCGCAGUUUUGUGGAACUAAUUUGUUGCUAAACAAAAGGGUUAGGCGUCUGCAGUUGAUAUUGUGUGGACGACGAUAAUAAUGGAUGUUUAACAUUUCUUUGGGAAAUAGUUACCAAUAAGGUAAGGUUUUUGAUUUUGCAUGAUAAAUUAAUUAAUUUAUUAUUUAUUUUAUGGUUGAUACUUGGUGUAACUUUACCCAAACACAUAAACAAAAUACCAUCACAUACCUACUUUUAACUUUAAGUACAAUUCCACAGAACGUGAAAAAUAUUUAUAGGAAAAAUAUAAGGAACUAAAAACGCUCUAUAAAUAAUACAAGAGCCACUAAUACAUCUUGAUAUUGCUUACGAGAUUCUAGACAACGCUAGAAUUUUCUAGAAUUCUUUAGAAUCUUGUAUGGCAGAUAUUGUCGAAUAAUUAUUCGGUAAAAUGAUAUUAAAAGCAAACAGACGACAUAUUAAUUCAAGUCAAAUAAAAGUUUAGAAUGGUUUUGUUUCGCAAUUCACAGUUCUUUUGCAGUCAAUAGCAAUUCUUAUACAUUUAAAUAAUCAAACAUUUCUCAAUUGUGUUUAGUCGGAUUUGGAUUCAGUCGAAGUUGCUUUUAUGACACAAAUUAUUGGAUUGUUUCUUAUUUAAUAGAUUGUUUUAUUCAAGUAGACUGACAUUUUACAUUUCUUUAAAUUCGGGUUUUACUUAUUUAUUUACCUUUUGUUUCUAUAUAUUUUUAUACCUUAAAAUUAUUACCUAUUUAUGUGACAUGAGGACGCUAAUUGUCUUUUAAAUAUGUGAUAAUUUUGCUUUGCUGUAAAUUCCAUAUAAUAACUCUUAAAGUUAAAUAAAUAUUCCAUUUCAACUUCUUUUUAGUUUAUCUUUCUUUUUGUUUUUCGAAGAAACAAUCCAUGCUGGUAUAUGGAUAGGUUGCAUCCUGUCGUAAUUAUGAUACGUAUUAAUUUUAGCAUAAGGGUGAAAAUGCGGUAAGCGUCUUCUUUUCUAAUUUUCUUCUGAGAAAAUUAGUUUUUAAAGACGAUCAUUUUGUAUAAUAUUUAAUUUUAAUAUACAUUAUAAAUAAAUUAAUUUAAAUACUU
Molecule: messenger RNA, 1614 nt
Organism: Manduca sexta (tobacco hornworm)
Lineage: Eukaryota; Metazoa; Arthropoda; Insecta; Lepidoptera; Sphingidae
Exons: 1
Source: RefSeq, a predicted model, not a curated record